CAAACAAACAAUUAGUAGACUUGUGAAGAAAUAUAAAAGCAAAUCUCCAUACCAAGUACUUCUAUAUAUUUUGAAGCUCUUGAAGCAAUUCUGUUCAAUACUUUUUGUUCUUAAUUCUGCCCCUUUUUUGUUGUAAUCUUUUCAGUUGACCCACAAAAAUGGAGCUCUCAAUCUCUCACUCUUCCCUUAGACUACCGGCUAUUAUCCCUCAACGCUGCAAGGCCUCCUCUCAUGAGAAAAGAUUGUUUUCAAUUAAGCCCACAACCAAAAAUAUCAAAUCCUCAGACUUUCCUUCAAAUUGCUCCACGGCCAAUAAAUUGAUCUUGCCCCUUGGGCUCUAUGGAGAAAGGAAGCUCUCAAAAUCCUUGUUGUACGGUCAACAUAGGCGCACUAGUUCUACUAUCCGGGCAUCCGCUGAAGCUCAUGAAUCCGCCAACAAUUCUGAUGGGACAUUUGCGAAAUUUUCAAAAUUUGGAUCUGCUUUAUAUAAAUUCCUAAGGAUCUAUGCACUGAGCCAUACAAUUGUGUCGACCGUUUCUUUGUUUGCAAGAGUGUUAGUUGAGAACCCACAUUUGUUCAAAUGGUCUUUGGUACUUAAGGCAUUCCCUGGCUUGAUUGCUAUGACGCUUGCUAACGCUUACUAUAUCGGCAUUAAUCAAAUUUAUGACGCUGACAUUGACAGAGUAAAUAAGCCUUAUCUACCUAUACCAGCAGGAGAACUUUCACUAAAACAAGCAUGGAUUUUAGUGAUAUCUUUCGCAGUAGGUGCCUUGUCGAUUUUACGGUUGAUGAACGCAGACUGGAUCACUACAUCCAUCUUUUGUUUUGGUCUUUUCUUGGCCCACUUCUAUUCUGCUCCUCCACUUAGAUUCAAGCAAUCUCCUAUUGCAACAUCUAUUGUGAAUCCAUUGAAUGCAGGUGUCGUUCACAAUCUUGGUCUAAUUUAUGCAACCAGAGCUUCCCUUGGACUUCCAUUUGUGUGGAAUCCCUCGACUUUUUUCAUCGUCAACUUUAUAACACCGUUUUUUCUGGCUAUUACCAACUUGAAAGAUCUCACAGACAUGGAAGGUGACAGCAAGCACAAUAUACGAACUUUACCAACCAUAUAUGGACCUAGAAAAAUUACAUUCUUUUUCGUUGGGAUGCUUCUGACACAUUACGCUGCUGCUGCGUUGGCUGGCAUUUUACUGCCUAAGGUUUUCAAUCCCUAUGUAAUGGCGCCCGCUCACGCAAUCUUGGGUUUGUUGUUAUUUUUAAAGACAAGGGAGUUGGACAAAGCAAAUUACACAGUGGAAGCGAGCGAAACUUUCUAUAAAUUUAUUUGGAAGAUUCUUCUUUUGGAGUUUGUCAUAUUUCCUUUCAUAUAAGCUAAACUGAAAAUCAACAUUUUUUUCCUUUAUGCUUUAGUACUGGAGAGAGAGAAACAAAAAGAGUUCUGUAAUAGUGUUAAAUAUAUUGUUGCAUCUGUUUCUUGAAUAAAAUUACGUACCCACAACAAAUUUUGUGACUAUUGUAAUCGUUUGAUGCAACAGAUAUUAAUUCCUUAUUUAUAGUAUAAUUAAAUAAAAGAACUUUCUUGAUGAA
Morus notabilis is the source of this 1584-nucleotide messenger RNA. RefSeq names its product homogentisate solanesyltransferase, chloroplastic. Bases 159 to 1367 code for a protein of 402 amino acids. The transcript has 10 exons. Gene Ontology annotation, cellular component: membrane. NCBI's taxonomy places the organism in Eukaryota, Viridiplantae, Streptophyta, Magnoliopsida, Rosales, Moraceae. Gene Ontology annotation, molecular function: transferase activity, transferring alkyl or aryl (other than methyl) groups. The record is from RefSeq and is a predicted model, not a curated record.